This is a messenger RNA of Symbiodinium necroappetens, 1575 nucleotides long. NCBI's taxonomy places the organism in Eukaryota, Dinophyceae, Suessiales, Symbiodiniaceae. The record is from the annotation of a GenBank genome assembly.
AUGGAUUUCUCAUCUCGACCGUCCGAGAGCAUCACUGAACACAACAAAGCAAUCCACCGAUGUGGGGAGCAGUGGACAGGAGCUCUCCAGCUUCUUCAAGAAACCGAAAGACGGAGGUUUCGGCGCGAUGUGGUAACAUGCAACUCAGCACUGGGUACAUUAGAGAAGGCCUGUCAGUGGCAGCGUGCCGUCCAAGCUGUCGCUGACAUUCGAAAGCAUCGCCUAGAGCGCAACUUGGUGACUUUUUCGACCAUGGUCAGUUCGCACAGAGGACGUGGAUCCUGGCCAGAUGCUGUGCUGCUUCUGUGCGACAUUGAGAGCUGUCAACUAGAAGUGAAUUCAGUGACAUGCAACGCUGUGGUUGCUGUUCUGGAGAGGACCUCGCAGUGGUCACGGGCUGUAAGCUUGCUGUAUACCAUGCAGGCCACACGCACUCAGGCAACGAUUGUUACGCUCAACUCCUUGAUUAGCUCCUUUGGAAGGGCCGCAGAAAGUUCGAAAGCUUUGCUUAUGACACAGAGUAUAUGUAAGCUGCACCUGCAGCCUACCAUUGUCACAUACAGUUCGGCAGUCAGUGCGUGUGAAGCUGCCUCGGAUUGGAAGACAGGCCUGGAGAUGCUCAAUGCAGCCCACAGAGAGUGGCUGCAGUUGAAUGUCAUUCUUUACAGUGCCACCAUAAGUGCGUGUGGCAAGUCUGCAAUGUGGCUGCAUGCUUUGCAGCUGCUUCGGGAGAUGGAAGUCAUUAGUUUAGAGCCAAACACGAUCACUUACAGCUCGGCAAGUACAGCUUGUGAGAGAGCUGCUCAAUGGCAGCGUGCACUGCUCCUGCUCGACGAGAUGGAGCGCAUUCAGGUAGUGCCGGAUGUGAUCGUGUAUAAUGCUACAAUAAGUGCCUGUGAAAAAGUUGGACAUUGGCGGAUGGCCCUGUACCUAAUGAGUGAUGCGUUUUCACGCAAGCAGCUCUUGCCAAACACAGUGACGUACAACGCAGUAUUGGCAGCAUAUGAGAAAUCAAGCCGUUGGAAAACCUCCACCUGGCAUCUGAACCAGAUGAAGCAACAGCAGCUUCAACUGGAUGUCAUCACAUACAAUUCGGUCAUCUCUGCCUGUGAAAAGAACUCUGAAUGGCAGUAUGCUGUGUACAUGUUGCACCAGCUUUGCACAGUGCAUCUCGAUCCGUCCCUUAUAACAUACAACGCAUGCAUCAGCGCAUGCGAAAAAGGCGAGGAGUGGCAGCUUGCCUUGGAACUUCUGAAGGAGGUAGAGCUGGGGCGCCUGCAAGCUGAUAUCAUCACCUACAACUCGACCAUCAGUGCAUGUCAGAAGGCUGCACAAUGGCAGCUAGCUCUGGCCCUCCUGGACCAGCUGACAUUUCUCCACGUUCGGCAGGACGUCAUUACGCAUAAUUCAACCAUGAGUGCAUGUGAGAGAGCCGCGCAGUGGCAGCAAUCCAUGGCUCUUCUCAGCAAUACAUGGCGUCUUGCGGGUCGCAAUGACGAAAUAUCGUUUAAUGUUGCCAUCACUGCAUGUUGGACUGCGAUUGCCGCUGUGCAAAAGUCGAUUGGCCCCACAUGA